Molecule: messenger RNA, 758 nt
Organism: Pseudocercospora fijiensis CIRAD86
Lineage: Eukaryota; Fungi; Ascomycota; Dothideomycetes; Mycosphaerellales; Mycosphaerellaceae
Exons: 3
Coding region: 14-499 (161 amino acids)
Source: RefSeq, a predicted model, not a curated record
CAACAGGAGCGACAUGUGUGCUCCAGAGCCAGAGGCUGCCGCGCAGAAGAAGGUCGCAAAGAAGCGCGAUGCGCCAGCUGAGGAAGAAGAUAACGAAGAUGACGAGGGAGAUGAAGAACUCGAGGACCUCGAGGAGAAGGCGCCAGCGCCUAUCGCUAAAAAGGCAAAGAAGUCGACCACUGAGGCGACUACCACGAAGAAAGCCGCGCCCAAGACUUCUAAGUCUAAUGACGAGGCGUUUCCAAAGGGAGUUCCCGGUGCAUUGAAGGGAGCAGUCAUUGGCCUGACUGGUACAGCCUGCCUCACUCGCAACACCCUCAAGAGUGCCAUCGAGAAAUAUGGCGGCUCGUACACCGAGAAGUGCGAGGUAGCGGACUACGUCGUCGUUGGAAAGAGAGCUGGCGCGAUCAAGUUGGAGGCACUCACCAAGGCUGGCGUCGCCCAGAUCUCGGACUCGCAGCUCCUCGAGUUCUUCCUAGGCGAGGAGCCUGACGUUUGAAGAGCUCUUGCUUCCUCUCCCAAUUUUACGAAUGACGACCUGGAUAAGGAUGCUGUGAAAGCGAGUCAGCAUAUCCUUCAUGAUAGCACAUAACUGAUGGGGAAGGUGGCGUUCAUACCACGCGACGCCAAUGCUCAGCGAUAUCUUUUCGGCGCGUCACCCAGACGCCGGGCUUUGCGGCAAUGUACUCUACAAAUCGCUUGAGGGCCUGGAUGCAUUUAGUGUAGCACUUAAUGGCGACAAUGACACACAUACCAUG